AUGCGUGUCGCUCAGAUUGCUGCCACUCUUGCUCUUGCCAGCCUGGGACUAGCCGCGCCUAUGGAAGUUCCAGAGUCCGCUGUUGGCCAGUCCAUCUACAGCAAGUACGCCAACGAGAAGCGUGAGGAUGACUCUGCCGUGGGCCAGUCUAUCUACAGCAAGUAUGCCAACGAGAAGCGCGAGGACGAUUCCGCUGUUGGCCAGUCCAUCUACAGCAAGUACGCCAACGAGAAGCGCGAGGAUGACUCUGCCGUGGGCCAGUCUAUCUACAGCAAGUAUGCCAACGAGAAGCGCGAGGACGAUUCCGCUGUUGGCCAGUCCAUCUACAGCAAGUACGCCAACGAGAAGCGCGAGGAUGACUCUGCCGUGGGCCAGUCUAUCUACAGCAAGUACGCCAACGAGAAGCGCGAGGAUGACUCUGCUGUUGGCCAGUCUAUCUACAGCAAGUACAACUAG
Molecule: messenger RNA, 456 nt
Organism: Penicillium oxalicum
Lineage: Eukaryota; Fungi; Ascomycota; Eurotiomycetes; Eurotiales; Aspergillaceae
Exons: 2
Coding region: 1-456 (151 amino acids)
Source: RefSeq, a predicted model, not a curated record